This is a messenger RNA of Helianthus annuus (common sunflower), 2523 nucleotides long. Its product is annotated as F-box protein At5g65850-like. The transcript has 3 exons. The record is from RefSeq and is a predicted model, not a curated record. Bases 66 to 1259 code for a protein of 397 amino acids. NCBI's taxonomy places the organism in Eukaryota, Viridiplantae, Streptophyta, Magnoliopsida, Asterales, Asteraceae. Gene Ontology annotation, molecular function: protein binding.
AGUCUUCCCCUGCAAGUAGACCUCUUCUUCGAACCCUUUUCUCCCAAAAAUAAAAUAAAAUAAAAAUGGAAACCCUAGAACAACGACAAUCUACAAUCCAAAAUGAUCGAUCGCAGCAGAGAGCCAAAAUUUCAUUCCCAGAAGAAAUAAUCGAAGAAAUCCUCUCCAGACUCCCCGUCAAAUCCAUCCUCCGAUUCAAAUCCGUCUCUAAACCAUGGCGUUCGCUCAUCUCCAAUCCAUCAUUCACCAAACUCCACUCCACACGCGCCGCCGUUAACCACCGCACCGCCUUAUUCAUCUCCGCUCACGAUCCAUCCACUCGCAAACGAUACUUUCUCUCCGCCGCUCACGACGGAGGCUCCCUCACUCAUCUCAUCACUCUCCACAACACUCCUACCAGGUGCGAUAUCACAGAAUCCCAACAUUUAAACGGUUUAGUUUUAUUCAAUUACGGAGACGGUUAUCAAAAUUACGCUUUUGUUGUUAACCCUAGCACACAUAAGGUUCUUAAACUGCCUAAUCCGACAAAUUAUGGUACAGGAAAGACGGAUAUAUGUUACUUUUUUGGAUUCGAUGAGUCGAAAAAUGAACACAAGGUUUUGAACAUCACUAUCACUACUCAUCAUGUUCCAUUAGUUAAGCCUGUAAUAGAGAUUAUGAUUUUUUCUUUAUCGAAUUACUCGUGGAGGAAGAUAGAUGUCGAAUUUCCGCUUGUUGUUAGUCAGUUUCGUUGGUGCUACGGCCUUAAACGUAGUGUUUGUGUGAAUAGUGUAAUACAUUUGAUGCUUGUAAAUCAGAAGGAACUUUUGGCGUUUGAUUUGAGGACGGAGAAGUUUUCUAUAGUUAAGAUUUGUUCGGAUGCGGUGCCUCAUAGGAUUAUAUGUAACCGUCCUCACCUUAUAAAGGUUGAUGGAUUAUUGGGAGUUGUUUGUCAUGAUCAAAUGAUCACCAACAAUGACGUGUAUGUAUGGAUAUUACAAGAUUAUGAGAAUGGUGUUUGGGUAAGAGAAACCAUUACAUUUCCCAAGUCUUGGAGCGUAUUUGGUUGUGCUUUCCCGUUAGAUUCUGCUAAUAUGGAAGAGAUUAUCUUUUCUUUGAACAAGGAAUCCAAGAAUGUGACCAGUGUACUUAUGUACAACAUGAAGAGUGGAUGUUUUAAAUCUGUACAACUGACUCUUGAUAAUCAUCCGUUUCUCUGCAAAGAACAUGUGCAGUUUCAGCAAAUCAAGGGGUAUGUUGAAAGCAUGGUGCCUUUAUAGAGGAACAUAAUAAGGAUUUGUUGACGGAAAAAUGUUAUUUUUGAAGAAGUUUUCUCAGCACCGAACUAGAUGAUGAACUCCACCGGAAGUAGUGUUUGCAUUCAUUCGUGUUUCUUACCUUGCAGUUCAGGUUUAAUGUAUGCACUUACAGAGUUUUUGCCGUUAAAUAGUGUUCUAACCGUAUCUUUGAAUCUUUUAUUCGUAAAUACAUUUCGUUGUUACCAAACUGCAUUAAAUCCCUUUUACAAAAUCGACUAUUGUCUUAUGUUUGGGCAUAGUGUUUUUUACGAUAGUUAUACCACAUGGUCAUGACCUUACUUAUCAUGUCUGCUUAUAAAAAUGUGUGAUUAUCAAAUUAGAUAAUUUUAUUCCGGAAUAUUAUAAAUUUCGGAACUUUUAGACCCAAAAAUAGUAUUUGAAACCCAACUGCACCAAUACAUGCAUUAUGCAUUUCUGUAGUCAAAUGCAUAUUGGGCCAGAUAGUGGUUCCCCUGGACUCACAAGUCACACAUAACCUAUGUUGCAGAUCACACUAACCAGCAGCUAAUGCAUCUAUAUAUUCACUCCAGACUUUCACCACCACAAUAUCUUCAUCCUCACAUCUUUCCCCCGCUACUACCUUAAUGGCGGCUCUGUUUCUUCUGUUGCUCAUCACAAACCUUCUCUUCCCUACCAUGACCCAACCCAACUCACCAGUGACUCCCACGAUCGCUGAAUGCGGACCACGUAUCCUUCCACUAGCCAUGUGUGCACCAUUUGUCCAAGGUGUAUCCACCGACCCGUCUCAAUCAUGUUGUGAUAACCUGAGGCGUGUGAACGAUCAGCAGCCCCGGUGUUUGUGCCUCUUGCUCAAUAACUCAGCUUUGAACUCCGCUUUUCCCAUCAACACGACACUUGCUAUGCAGCUUCCGCAUAUGUGUAGUGUCCAUUUCGACAUCGUCACUUGUACAGGUGCACCUUUACCAUCGAUAUCGCCUACGCCACAGGUUUCUCUAGGAUCAACUACCAAUUCUACGGUUGCUUCUUCCCCUAUGACAAGGGUCACUCCAAAAUCUGGGUUUAUGGGAUUAGGGUUUAAUCAUAAUUAUGGCAUUAAGUUUAUGGGAUCAUCGCGAUUGAGGAUGUUAGCUAUAGUGACUUGUAUGUCGACCACCAUGUUUUUUUGAACACUUUGUAGUUUUAAUAAGUUUGUGGUUCACUUAAGUUUUAAUGUUUGUAGUUCUAUAACGAUUAUUAUCAAGGUCAUUGUUGGCGUUUCUUUUUA